AUGCCAUCCUCCGGCGAUGAGACCAUCUGCCCCAAGUUCCAACCCAACAUCUUCGACCCCUCCCGCUGCCACGACUGCCUGCGCCAGCGGCACCUGCACGCCGGCGCAGGAGAAGAAACGGCACCUCAGCAGAAAACCACAGAAGACACCAGACCGGGGGUUAAAAUUGGGAUUGAAAAUGGGACUGGAUCAGGAAAAGGGGCGCUGCUAACACCGAUCCAAUCCCAGGCUGAGGAAAGAGACACCAGCAGCAAGGUGAGACGGAUAAGGGAGCUGCAAAAGGGAGGGAGGAGAGGAGAGGAGCUGGUUAUAAAAGGAGGCAAGAGGAUGAGUAUGUUAGACCUCAAGAGAAUGGUUGCAAGACUUUGAAGUUAGAUAUAUAAAGCCAGAUGAGGAGCUACUGCUGUGCUUGACUCAACUUGCAGAUCAGAAAUGAUGCACAAAUUGACGUUUCAAGAUCCUGUCUGUUUCUUUCUUAGUCGAGAAUCCAGACGGAUAUUAACGCAGCUCAUGAGGUCAUGCUUUGGCCUUUAAUGCAUGUUGGUUUGUGACAAAAAGUCAGACACAGAGAAUAAGAGGUAAAGCAGAUAGCAGCAGGGCGGUAGCAGUGGCUCCUAUUAACUAUUAAUGAAGCUGGAUCAUCUUCUGGCCUCUUGGGAAUCACUUGUAAUAUAAGACAGAAGGGCAGCUACCAAAAAGGAUGAGAAUGGGUCAGCGCUUGUGUUUUAUAUUCAUCAGACUUAUGUGGCCAGAACUGCAGUCAUGGGAUUUUAAAAAGGACAUGACAUCUUUUGAAGUGCAUGCAGUUUCUUUGUACUUCCCUUCUUGUGUUUGCUCAGAAGUUGUAAAGGUCAGAGCAAAUUUCUGAUGUUCAGAGAGAGUUAAAGAUCCUUCUUUUUUGACAGCCUUUUUUAAGUGAAGGGUUUAUGGCGAGAAAAAAAAACUGGUGAAAUAUUAAUGAAGAAAAGCCACAAGCCAGGUCGAGUUACAGAGGUGUUACCCUAAUUGAAUAGCAGGCUGAACAUGUGUGUGUGUGUGUGUGUCAGGGGAGGACAGAGGAGGAAGAGAUGCAUAUGCUUUCUAACUUCAAAGUCACUGUUCACUUUCCGCUAAUCUACAUCAUGAAAAACAUGAACUUGUCUGCGGCUCUUGUAUCAAGUUUUGGUAAGUGUUGCCCUGUGCAGCAUUUGUCCUCAGUGACCUGGUCAGAGAUGGAGACUUUCUGAUUGGCCCUCGUCUCACCUUGUCGUCCUAUCAGGAGGAUUCUGACGGUCUGUCUGUGGUGAGCAGCUACUGUGGUGUCAAUGGAGGCCGUGUGGGUUAUGAGGAGAGCUCUUUGUGCAUCUUGAGCCCAGACUGUGAGCUUUACAUCUGUGACGGAGACGACGACGACAGCACUGACAGGUAGGGCGAGAGCUUGGUGAUUAUAAGUCAUUUAAGGAACAAUAGAGGGUGGAAUCUUUGACUUGAGGGCAUAAUAUUAGUGUUCAAGCAGACUUUCUUUAUCCCACAGUGGUACAUAUGAUUUUCUUUUUGACAGACAGUCAUUACAAUAUGUAGUCAUGUGUUUUGGGUCUCACCAGCUCUGCUGAAAAUGUCCUCUGACUAAAAGGGUUAGAGCUGUCUCAGAGCACACCAGUAUAUAACUAGAUAUAAGAUAAGAUAUAAGAUAUAAGAUAGAUAAGAUAUCCCAGUGCAAUCUUCUCUUUACUGAUGCCUAGACUUAAGAAUUAGCCAAUUCUGUGUACUCCUGUUGAAUAUAUAGAAACAAUGCUGGAAAAACUUGGAUUACUGAAAACACACUGUUUUUUGCUCACAUUAUACAGCUGAAAAAAUUGAAGUCAUCAGCAUAUGUUGCUCCAAAACCUAAAUAUAUUGUUCUGUAUCAAUAUAGGCUUCCCACAUGUGAAAGCUACUUAUGCUAUUAACAUUUAUGCAUCCCCAUACCAUCAAGGAUGCUGUUUUUUUAGCUCUGCACUUAUAACAAGCCAGGUGGUAGCUCUUCUUUGUACAGCUGAGGAUACAGCGUUCAUGGUUACCUAUACGAAUGUCAGAUUCUGAUUCGUCAGACAACAGGAGUAUUCAACUUUAUCUCAUUUCAUCUUCGGGCCAGGAAAACUCGCUGGUGUUUCUUAAUCAAUUUCCUCUUUGCAUGGUACGGUUUUAAUUUGUGUUCACAGACAAAGAUUUUUUAAGGGACUUUGAGCCCAUGCAUUGAUUUCCACUGAAAUUGUUGAACCAUUUUAACAUGCAGUAUCUCACAGAAAGGGGAAUCUCUCUGUAAUUUUACUUUUGAAAGUCUCAACCUCUCAGGAAUGUAUUUUUCAUACCCAGUUUUAUUACUGACCUGUUGCAAUGCAUCUCAAUAGUUGGUAAAUGUUCCUCCGGGCGAUAAUUUUUUAAGCAUUGCUCAACUUUUGGGGUUUUGUUGGCUCUGUCUUGUUGGCUUUUGUUUCAACACAAGUUAUUUUGUCUUUUUACUUUUUAAAAUUAACUAUAGGGUUUAAAGGAUUUACCAACAUUUAAAAUCUGUUUUUAUCAACAUUUUACACAGAAUCCAAACUUUCCAGAGCUGGGGCUAUACAUCAAACUCUCUGUGAACACCGGACUGUUUUUGUUUUUUUACGUAACAAGACAAUGUACCAAAGGGCUGUUGAUCAUUUUUGAGAGAUUUUCUGGUUGUGGUAUGGGAUUGGUGCUUUGACUGCAUAGUCCUAUAUUUCCAUUAUUCCAGAUUAAAAUCAUUUAAUCAUUUAAUAAAUUAAAUCUUCCCCCAUUGCUUCCACCAUGUAGCUGUCGUGACCAGAGCAACUACCAGGAGUUCAGUGACUCCAUCAGCGCAGAAGACGAAUAUCUGCCAAUCUGUCGCCGCCCAUCUAAACUUGCGAUGACCCGGCUUGACCCUCGGCCCCAUCGGGCCAACCAUCGAGCCUGGAUGGAUGAAGCUCAGAGUCGGGACAGCUUCACCAGACAAUCAGGUACAUGAAAACCUUGCAUUUUACUGUCUUCUUCUGUUUCUUGGCAAAUGUGAAACAUCUCUAGCUGAGCAGAUUUCAAAAAAAUAGAAAGAGAAAUAUCACUUGAUCAAUUAUUUUAGCACAUACAUCAGGUCUGUGCAAGGCCUCAGUACACCUAUGACUUACUGCACUUGAGCAAUUGAUAUCCAGUUACACUCACAGGUGUUCUUUACUUGGCAAUACCCAUCUGUGUCACAGCUGAGGUGUCCAGCAGCGAUUAUCAGAAAUACAAUAUAGCUCAGUUUGUGUCAGGACACCUCCAGUUGUCGCCCAGCAGUGAGCUUUGACAUGUAGGUUUCUUAUUUCUGAUGCCUCUCACUUCUAUUUCUGUCCCUUUGUAAUUUCUCUUCUAUCAGGGUUAAAAGAAGAGAAGCGCGAGAGUGGGUACUUCUCCUUAGGGAGGGCAUCUGGUGCCCAUUUACUGAGAGAUAACAGUCCAUCUGCUCCUUUUCGCCACUUUGAGAGAGGACAUCCCAUCUUCAACACCAGAAAUGUUGAGCCCAAAGAUGCCAUCCCCUUCAGAAACCCCAAUCUUGGUGUGGCAUCUGAGAGGCAGGGAAUAGAGGCUUUUAAUGAAGACCUACCAGUAGAAAUACUCCCUCCUGACCCUUAUGAAAUCGCAGUCGAAGUUGAGGCACAAGUCGGGCCACGCUCACCUAGUCCAACACCCUUCAAGAUAGCAGAGUCGCUGGCCUCAACUGGGCGCAAAGGUUUCAACAGGUCAUACGGUCAAGGGAAUCCUUCCUCACAACAGUCAGGACGUUAUGAUCCAUCUCGCUCUUCUUCUCCCUCAAGAGGAAACUCACCUUUCAGACGGAGUGAGUCUACCACCUCCCUUAGCAGUCGUAACUUUGACGGUGGAGGGUGGUCUCGCGGGAUGGAACCAGCCUCUAGAAAUCCCUCACAGGGGACACAUGGACGACGAUUAGAGUCAGGAACACUGCCAAGAAACUUUAAAUCACUUGCAAGUUCGGUCAAACCCCAGCCCAGCUCUGUUUCUGAUUUUAGGAGUGCCUUGAGGAAAACUGAAGCAAGAGGAACCUUGAGUGGUCGAAGUCAGGACAGCAGAAGUUCUUCUCCUUCAAGAAGGGACCACAACUCUUCAAGCCAAAUGUCUCUUCGUAAGAAUGAGAUCACCACUUCACCUGGGCGGGGCCGUAACAGUCGCACUUCAUCUCCCUCAAGGAGACAUUCUACAAGUCCUUGUGACAGCCCACCAAGGAGAAACUACAGCUCAUUAAGCCAAUCACCCCUUCGUAGAUCAGAAUCGACUUUCUCUCUGAGUAGUCGUGGUCACUCAGGACGGUGUGGCUCCCCUAUAAGAGAGGGCUAUGACAUUGAAAGUCAAGCUUUACUGCGUAACCUCGCUGCUAGAAAUGGAAUAAAUGACCAAGAGGAAGAAUAUGAAAGCACCAACAAGGCUGCACUCAGGCAAGGUUAUGACAGAAGUCCACCUGUGCUACGAAAGACUGAAUCAAGCCCUGUCUUUGCCAGCCAAGGUCGUGAAGGCCGCAGUUCAUCUCCUGGUAGGAGGGGCUAUGAAACCCCUCAGUAUCAACUCAGGAAAACAGACACCAGAGGUUCCUUACAUGCUGGUAAUAAUGAAAGACGUAACGCCUCCCCUUUAAGGAGAAGCUAUGAAGCUCCUUCACUGCGUAAUUCCGAAAUAAAGACUUCAACUCGAGAUCUUGAUAGUCAUAACUCCCUCCCCUCAAGGACAAAGUAUGAUUCUGUCGACCAGCGCUCACUGCGGAAAAUAGAAACUAGCACUUCCCAUAAUAGUAAGACUCACAAUAGCCGCAACUCCUCUCCACUUAGAAAAGGAAACAGUGACCCACCAGGAUACUCAAUACUCAGACAUGCCAUGAAUGGAGAGUCUAACCAUUCCUCUCAGAGAACUAACACCUAUCAAAACUCAAAACCUGCACCCAGUCACUCACCAUCCUCCUGGCGGGAAUCAUCUCGUUCCCACCGCAGCUCCUCUUUGUCUCGUGCUACUUCAACCGCAAGGCAGACUUCAAGUGGAACCAGAGUUUCUAUUGCCCUGGAUACACCAAGGAGGUCUUGCAGCAGCAGCAGAUCAGGGACUGGUAGACACAGCCCUGAGGAUCACAGCCCAUCCCGUAACAACAAGAAGCCCUCCCACCAUGUACGGAGCCCUUCACCUCAGAUUCAAAUCCAGAGGUACACCUCCUCCCAGAGCUCUAUGGAGUCCUCAGAGUCAGGCCAACUUUCAGUUGGAUCCACAGGAAGGACCAGGGAGGAGUAUGUAAUGAUGGCUGAUGUGCCCAAGGUCAAAAUGAUCCAUCAGAGAGAGGAACCAGGCCACUUUGGGAGGACCCAGAACCAGCAGCCCUCUCGGAAACAGGAACUAUUUAAACCCGCCAGGUCAGAGACUUAUCAUACUACAAGGAAUGCCAGAUCUGUUGGCUAAGUAGCAUGUGAAAUCAGUGUAUUUUCUGUGUUGGACACUGAAAACAACCAUUUGAUGCUCUUUCAGCCACUCUCUCAGCAAGCAUCCCUCUAGAGAGUGGGAUGACACAGGGGAAACAGAGAGAGACUGGCACUACAGUGGCAGUGGGUAUCUAUCCCGAGCUCACUCAUCCACUUCACUGCAGGUAGGCUGGGCCAGUUUUAUUAAGGGGUGACUGAUGUGUAAUAUGUGAGUUUUGGACUUAAAUUCUAAACAACCACAGAAAGUAUCAACAACAGAUGUAGCACCACGUCACCAAUUGGUUUGUUCACAGUCUUAUUUUAAGCCUUAUUUACAUAUCAGCCUCAGCUUUGUUGGUUUUAAAGCCAAAGGUGGCUGUAUUUAAACAGGAGGGUGGAAAUAAAGGCGAGCCAGCGUUGUCAAACACCAAGUUAUCAGGCACCACAUAGAAAUUAAAUCCAGUGGCUGGAUUAGCAAAUGAGACACCUAGAAGACAGUUUGCCGCACCUAAGGACUCAAAACUACCAGGCUCCCAGUUACCUGAAAACUUCAGGCCUCUAAAUAAUUUCCUCUGAUAGUUAAUACUAAAAUGUAUCCUCCAUACUCUUGUAAUAAAAAGGAAAAUAAGCUUCAACUACCCAAACUGUUUUUUGCAAUCAACUGUAGUUGUUGAACAUCCUGCAUUAGUUUCUCUUCCCUCUGAAAUAAAAGUUAUCUUUCAUCAUUGGCAAAACUCAUGAAAACAGAAGAAACCUUUAUUCAAUGAUCGUAUAAUAUGUCAUGAUACAUUAUGAUUAGUUACGUGAAUACAGGAUACUUAAUAAUACCAUAUAAUAAGAUGGAUGAUAUAUGAUAGGAUACAAUAUGAUAAGAAGUAGGACAAUAUGUUACAUUUUGAUGAAAUAAGUUAUGAUACAAUAUGAUACAAUACAAAAAACAAGAUAAUUUAAGAUAAGAUAAACCAUUAUGCAUCCCAUGGUGAGGAAAUUUGGGUAUCAGCAUAGCAGACAUAGAAGAAUAAGAAUAACUUUAUUAAUCCCCGAAGGGAAAUUCAAUUGUCUGUUGUCUCACAUCAAGGAUCUACACAGUGAUAAAAAAAAGACUGGACAUGUUACUGCUCAUUAUUUGAGUUAUUAUACCCGAGGUACUUGAUACUUGUAGCUACUUGCAAUUGUAAUAAAUGUCUAGCCUUUCAAUAUUACUGGGAGCAGGCCUGACUGCAGCAGGAGGGAAGGACUUGAGGUAUCUCUCUAUCACACACCAUGGGUGAAAAACCUGUCACAGAGGGAGCUCCUCAGUGCUGUUACAGUGCUCUGCAGGGGGUGGGAAACAUUGUCCAUGAGAGACGAUAGCUUCGCCAUCAUCCUUCUGUCCCCCACCACCUCUACGAGGUUCAGAGGGCAGCCCAGGACAGAGCUAGCGUUCUUUACCAGUUUGUCCAGUAUGGAAUAAUAUGAUACUAAACAAUAUUAUGGGAAAUUAUAUGCUAUUAUACAAUACAAUACCUUGCAAUACAUCAUUAUAUGAUAUGAUAAAAUAUGGUAUGAUUAAUGAUUUAUUACAGUACAGCCUGACACAAUAUGACCUAAAAUGUUUUCCUGUAUAUUAUUAACAGUUCUUGUAUCUAGAGACCAGCAUGUUUUGAUUAUAAACUUCCUGCAGUCUUCCUCAGAAGGGUCAUGUGAUGUUGUGACAUUGCCUGCCAACCUUAUAUAAAGGUUAGACCAUUCCAGUUUGCUGUUCUCUAGGCUACUUCCUGAUCUCUGCAGAUCCUCUUAUCCAGUGUUGGUAUCUGAUGCUCUUGAGUGGAUGACCUUGGCCUUUUCCAAGCCUACUGUGUGAUUUUUUUAUGCAGGAAGUUUGUUGUCAAAACAUGCCAAAGUAAAAAAAACCACACACACAUUUGUCUAGUUACAUGAUAUUAUUUAAUGUAAUAUUAUACAGUAUAAUAGAAAUUGAUAUGAUUCAGUAUCAUAUGACAUACUAUAUGGUUAGAUAGAAAACAAUACAAUAUGAUACGAUUCGAAAUAAUAUGAUAUGAUAGAGGAAAAAAUAUGGUAAGCUACAAAACGGUAAAAUUUUAUAUGAUAAAUUAAAUAUACGAUAGAAUAAGAAUAUGAAAGGAAAUGUCAGAAAAUUUUGUAUGAUACCAUCAUACAGUUACCAUGAUGCAAUUAUUUUUAUAUAAAACUAGAUAAAUCAAUACAUCUCAAUACAAGACAGUAAGAUAUGACAUUAUACUAUAUGACAUGGCACAAUAUACCACAUGACCCCGUUGAAGAAUUUAUUAUAGAGAACACAGGACUGUUUACAGAGAGAGCAGCAACAGUAUAAAGAUUACAGUGAAGAGCUGAGACAUGUGUUUAGCAACUUUCCUCCCUGCAGGGUAUCAUAAAUUUUUGUGGAAUUGUGUCUUUUUCACCUACAUUAUAUGUUAAUGCUUAACCAGAUCUUCCACAUACCGAGUGACAGAUCAGUUGGAGCAAGUGGAUGUGAAACUCUGCAGGUUUCUAUGUUUGCUCAAUUGCACAGUAUAGAUUAUCCUGGUGACUGAGUGUGUCCUUUCCAGCGUUCUGGCAGUCCCACUGCAGAUGAGGGUAGUUCUUGGAAAGGUAAUCACCACAGACUGGAACAAAUGCAGGUAUGUGAUACAGCCAGUUUGUUUGCAGUAAAAAUGUGUGGUCUAAUUGCAUGUGCAUCAUGUGUGAGUGAAGUAACCCUACAUGUAUGCAUGAACACAAAUAUUUGUUGUGGAUAUCAUAAACCCUGCAGCACCAGGUUCAAUACGGGUUUAUUGGAGUCAAGCCUAUUUAAAUAAGGUAUCUCUCUGUUACAUAUUGACUAGAGACAGGCAGUUUGUCCAGUGUUCACACAUAUCCUGUUUACAAUCAUAAAGUUUUUAUGUACUUGGCACUCUUACCUGUUGACAUAUCUAGGGAACACAAUCUCCACCGUCUUUUAAAUCCUCUUUUAACGGCUGGUUGUUGUCUGUCUGUAGACUUCACCUACACCCUACAGGCAUUUCAUAAGACUGACUGAGCUUUGUCAAUUGUGGUCUGCUGGGGCAUGUGUUGAAAUUCCUGAGCUGAAACCAAUAGCUACCAAGAGAGGUUUUUGGAGGGGGAGUGCCACUUCAGCUGAAAUUAUUUUAAUGUAGGAAAAUUCAUAAAGUAAACUUCAGCUGUGUUUUUAUGAAAUUGAAGGAUCACUUAACUUUUUUUUUUAAAUGUCAAUGAUCCCCACAGAUGACAGAGAGAUUUGGCCCUGAAGAAAAAAGGGGAGUGAGACAUCAGAGUACUUAA
Messenger RNA from Xyrichtys novacula (pearly razorfish), 8753 nucleotides. Lineage: Eukaryota; Metazoa; Chordata; Actinopteri; Labriformes; Labridae. The record is from the annotation of a GenBank genome assembly.